UUACACUUUUGGUUAAAAAAUUUUGUGUUUCCUGUAAAACUUGAAAAAAUUACUUAGGCGAUUAUUUUAACAGGGAGACGAUAUGUAACCAUGUCUAUGUAUGUAACUGUAAUCGAACCUGAAUAAUGUGCACGAGCACACAAGCACGAGCAGUAAAGUGUAAGCUAAUGUUAGUUUAAAGGGCCUGCAGCCAGCAGCUAACUGUCUUUAUUUAUCAACAACGGUAGCUAGCUCAUUGAAACUGAAGCAGUAAUAGCAUAUUUUGUUUUUCCGUAUAACUAGCCGUCUUUUGCUCUUUCUUGGACUAUCGUUACUAACAUGACGAAGUCAACCUGUGUUAAUCUUGACAGGUUUAUGGACGAGUUUACACAACUAGAACAGAAAAUUACAGAAGUAAGUGGCAAAAACAAUGUGUUGGAGAUCAUGUUGGAAGAUGCCAAUAGACUCAUAAAAUAUCAUCUGACCAAGGAGAAAACUCUGAUUGAGGAGAGAGACAGUCUUCUUGUCAGUGUGAACAGACUGCAGCAGACUCUGCAGGAGCAGUGUAACCUCAGAGUGGAGAAUGAGAGACUGAAGAACGAUAUGGCUGACCUGAAACGACAGAAUGAGAAGACAGCAGAGGACGGAGAGGCUGAGCUCCAGCAGCUGAUCAGUGAAAUGAGAGCAGAGGCAGACAGACACCAGAGGGAGCUAGAGACUGUCAGGCAGCAGGGCAGGAGAGAGGUGGAGGACGCCCACAAAGAGGCUUUCAAUCAGUUGGAAGCUAAAGAUGCUGAAGUACAGAAUCUGCUGGAGCAGAAGGAUGUGGAUCUGGAGGAGCUGAGGAAGAGGCUGAAGGAGCAGGAGAGGGAGAGGCAAAGCGAGCUCCUAAAGUUACAGAUGGAGUUUGGUGCAAAGUUAGCCAGAGUUCAGAGUACAGCUCAGUGCAACCAACAGCAGCAACAACAACAGCACAGCUCCCACCUUCUUCCACAGAGCGUCUUCAAGAGGAAGCUGCAGUUCUUCCAGGAGGAGAAAAACAAGGAGAUUGUGGCUCUGCGUCAGAGAAUCAAAGAGCUGGAAGAGAACCAACGUGUAGGCGUCUUCAAUGAUAACCGCCUGAAGAAGAGAAAGAUGUAGUUUGUCUAAAGACUAGAAGCUGCAGGACUGUCAGCUCUGCAGGUGCAUCAAUCGUCUGACUUCCCAAAGGCCAGAAGUUAUGUGUUAAAUUAAGUGUUUUCAUAUUUCCAGAUUUGAAUUUCAGUUUAAUUUCAGAGUAAAAUUCACUUCCCCAGAGUUGCUGACCAGUUGUACACAUCACUUUUCAUUUAACUUGGCUGCUUCUUGUGCACUGUCAUGCUUGACUAGAUUAGCAGCUUCACCACAUUGUUUGCAGGUGACCAGUGUGCAGAAAAGCACAUGGAAACACAGGCCAUGUUCGUUUCUAAGGCUUUAAUCCAAUCAGACGCCCGCAUGGUAGGGCAGGAGGAGGAGGAGCUAAAAACAGGAGAAUCGCACCUCAGAGUGAAACAGAUAGCUGGAAGGACAAUCCCAUUCAGAGAAGCCAACCUGUUAAUCUCCUUUCAUUCAGAGAUCAAAUAACUCAUUUAACUCUCUCAUUUCUCCUGAAGUCAAACUUGUGUUCUGCUAAUCCGGACAUUUUAAAUAGUAGUGCUCUAGAAUUUAACUUCCUGUAAUUACUGUUGAUGUUUAGGAAAGUAAAAGCUGCAAAUGCCUGAUGUUCUCAGUAGCCUAACACUUUUACCUCUGCUGGAAUAAAUAAGUAAGAAGAAUUUAAGAUUUUUUUUAUUUUUGGUGAGAACAUUCAUGGUAAUGCCCCAAUACCCUGAGUGGUACUCCUGCACAUCUGAUUUGGGUCCAGAAGAAAAUCCACAUCUGCGAUUGAUUAUACAACAUUUAAGAUAUGUUGGAAUUUCCACAUUCCAAAUGUAUGCUGAAUUUUGGAGGACUGGAGAGAUAUUUGAGAGUUAAAAACAUCUAAACUAAGAUAUAUAUUGGUGGAUAUUUGUUUUACAACAUGUUUUUAACUAAUAACAUUUUGAAACGCAUUGUAAGUAAUUUCUUAAGCAUAUAUGCCAAUUAAGUUGCAUUGCACCCAAGAAGUUCUCUAAAAUUUUCAGCCUGGGAUUACUUUUCUGCUUUAUAAAAUGUACCUGGAACAAUAAGUUCCUCAAAAGGUUCCUAAAGUCCCUGGGGAAAGGUCUUAUGGUUGAAAAGGGGGCUGCUUCCCAAAUGUGAGGAUUUGCAUCUCUUUUUAGACUGUUG
Molecule: messenger RNA, 2265 nt
Organism: Centropristis striata (black sea bass)
Lineage: Eukaryota; Metazoa; Chordata; Actinopteri; Perciformes; Serranidae
Product: coiled-coil domain-containing protein 152-like
Exons: 8
Coding region: 319-1119 (266 amino acids)
Source: RefSeq, a predicted model, not a curated record